Cariama cristata (Red-legged seriema) is the source of this 1457-nucleotide messenger RNA. Its product is annotated as FRAS1-related extracellular matrix protein 2-like. Gene Ontology annotation, cellular component: membrane. Gene Ontology annotation, biological process: cell communication. The annotation marks the transcript as partial. The transcript has 7 exons. Lineage: Eukaryota; Metazoa; Chordata; Aves; Cariamiformes; Cariamidae. The record is from RefSeq and is a predicted model, not a curated record.
GAGGUAAUAAGCUGAAGAAUCAACAUUUUCGCCUAAACUGGGCAUGGAUCUCCUUAGAAAAGGAGUAUUAUUUAGUAAAUGAAGACUCCAAAUAUCUUGAUGUUGUUCUUAAACGGAGAGGUUACUUGGGAGAAACCUCUUUUAUAAGUAUUAGCACCAAAGAUGGUACUGCCAAGAAAGAUAAAGACUUCAGAGGAAAAGCCCAGAAGCAGGUGCAAUUUAAUCCUGGCCAAACCUUAGCUACGUGGCGAGUACGGAUUUUGAGUGAUGGUGAACAUGAACAGUCUGAGUCCUUUCAAAUUGUUCUUUCUGAGCCUGUCAUGGCAGUUCUGGAAUUUCCUGAUGUAUCCACGGUGGAAAUUAUUGACCCAGGAGAUGAAUCAACUGUCUUUAUUCCUCAAUCCACCUAUACUAUUGAAGAAGAUGUUGGUGAAUUAUUUAUUCCAGUCAGAAGAAGUGGAGAUGUGAGCCAGGAACUGAUGGUUAUCUGCUACACACAGCAAGGUACAGCAUCUGGCACGGCCCCAACCUCUGUACUUUCUUACUCUGACUACAUAUCCAGGCCAGAGGAUCACAACAGCAUUCUACGUUUUGACAAAGAUGAACGAGAAAAAAUGUGUCGGAUCGUCAUCAUAGAUGAUUCCUUGUAUGAAGAGGCUGAGACCUUUGAUGUUUUGCUGAGCAUGCCAAUGGGUGGAAGAAUUGGUGCAGAAUUCCCAAGCACUCAAAUUACUAUUGUACCUGACAAGGAUGAUGAACCAUCAUUCUACUUUGGAAAUGAUGAAUACUAUGUUGAUGAGAGUGCUGGCUAUAUUGAGGUACGUGUCUGGAGGACUGGAACUGAUCUCUCUAAAGCUGCCUCUGUUACAGUGAGGUCUCGCAAAUCUGAACCAAUAACUGCAGAAGCUGGAGUAGAUUAUGUAGGCAUAAGUCGUAAUUUGGAUUUUUCCCCCGGAGUCAAUAUGCAGACGUUUCGUGUGGUAAUUCUGGAUGACCUUGGACAGCCAGUGUUAGAAGGAACCGAGAAGUUUGAGCUUGUGCUAAGGAUGCCCAUGAAUGCUGCCCUUGGAGAACCCAGCAAGGCCACUAUCUUCAUAAAUGACUCAGUGUCUGACUUGCCUAAGAUGCAGUUUAAAGAAUCUGUAUAUGUAGGCAAUGAAAAUGAUGGACAGAUUUCUGCCAUGAUAUAUAGGAGUGGGGAUAUCCGAUACACAUCCACCGUGAGAUGCUAUACAAGGCAAGGUUCAGCUCAGGUAAUGAUGGACUUUGAAGAACGUCCUAAUACUGACAGUUCCAUCAUCACAUUCCUUCCUGGUAAGCUCUUGAUCUUAUUUUAGAAGACUUUGUCUACUAUGUUUUGUUUUGCUUUGCUUUGCUUUGUUUAACUGUUUUGGUUUGUUUUGUUUCAAUUGUGUCUUCUCAUAAAAUAGUGCCAAAAACACCACUCUGGACAACCA